Molecule: messenger RNA, 1641 nt
Organism: Sardina pilchardus (European sardine)
Lineage: Eukaryota; Metazoa; Chordata; Actinopteri; Clupeiformes; Clupeidae
Product: tubulin beta chain-like
Exons: 4
Coding region: 16-1350 (444 amino acids)
Biological process (GO): microtubule cytoskeleton organization; mitotic cell cycle
Cellular component (GO): microtubule; cytoplasm
Molecular function (GO): structural constituent of cytoskeleton; GTP binding; GTPase activity
Source: RefSeq, a predicted model, not a curated record
GUUUUUCCAUGACAAAUGAGGGAGAUAGUGCAUUUACAAGUUGGUCAGUGUGGGAAUCAAAUUGGGGCCAAGUUUUGGGAAGUCAUCAGUGAUGAACAUUGUAUCGAUCAAACAGGCAGUUACCAUGGAGACAGUGAUCUUCAACUGGAUAGAAUCAAUGUCUAUUUUAACGAAGCCGCUGGGGGACGCUACUUGCCUCGUGCUGUGCUUGUGGACCUGGAACCUGGCACAAUGGACUCUGUAAGGUCUGGACCGUUUGGCCAAAUCUUCAGACCAGACAACUUUGUAUUCGGUCAAAGUGGUGCUGGCAACAACUGGGCUAAGGGCCACUACACAGAGGGAGCAGAACUCGUGGACUCAGUUCUUGAUGUGGUCAGGAAGGAGGCCGAGAGCUGCGACUGCCUGCAGGGCUUCCAGCUGACACAUUCCCUGGGUGGUGGUACUGGCUCUGGCAUGGGUACCCUGCUCAUCAGCAAGAUCCGCGAGGAGUACCCUGACCGCAUCAUGAACACCUUCAGCGUGGUGCCUUCCCCCAAGGUGUCCGACACAGUGGUAGAGCCCUACAACGCCACACUAUCCGUUCACCAGUUGGUUGAGAACACAGACGAAACCUACUGCAUUGACAAUGAAGCGCUAUACGAUAUCUGUUUCCGCACUCUUAAACUGACCACUCCUACAUAUGGUGACCUCAACCACCUCGUCUCUGCCACCAUGAGUGGAGUCACCACUUGCCUGCGCUUCCCUGGUCAGCUUAAUGCUGAUCUCCGCAAACUCGCCGUCAACAUGGUGCCCUUCCCACGUCUGCACUUCUUCAUGCCUGGCUUCGCACCCCUUACAAGUAGGAAUGGUCAUCACUAUACUGCAAUACGAGCCCUCACUGUACCAGAGCUCACCCAGCAGAUGUUCGACGCCAAGAACAUGAUGGCUGCCUGUGACCCACGUCAUGGCCGCUACCUCACAGUGGCUGCAGUCUUCCGUGGACGCAUGUCCAUGAAGGAGGUGGACGAGCAGAUGCUCAAUGUCCAGAACAAGAACAGCAGCUACUUUGUGGAAUGGAUCCCCAACAACGUGAAGACCGCUGUCUGUGACAUCCCACCCAGGGGACUCAAGAUGGCCGCCACCUUCAUCGGUAACAGCACUGCCAUCCAGGAGCUGUUCAAGCGCAUCUCCGAGCAGUUCACUGCCAUGUUCAGGCGCAAGGCCUUCUUGCAUUGGUACACAGGAGAGGGCAUGGAUGAGAUGGAGUUCACAGAAGCUGAGAGCAACAUGAAUGACCUGGUGUCUGAGUACCAGCAGUGCCAGGACGCCACACUUGAAGAAAACUUUUAUGAGGAUGAAGAGAUUGCUUAAAACAUUUUUGGCCAACCAGAUUGAAUUAGCUCAUCAUUGUUUUCCAACAGCUGUUGAAAAACACAGUCCUCCUCACUCUCUCAUCUCUGAAAUCAUCAUUGUGCAGGUUUGGCUCAAACACAUCACUGUCUCUGUCAUUCUUCUGUUAAGGGUGUUGUUGGCCCACAUAUUUGUAGACCUCGCCUAUUUGACCUUUUUCUUGUUGUUCCUGAACUGCAGUCCUGACACAACAACAACAACAAACUGUUGUACAUGGUUUUACAGUUGACAAUAAAUGACACAUUUGUUUUA